UUUUGCAGACUACUACAAUCGUAGCGGAAAAAGUGGGUGAGGUACAACCGGGAAGUAAAGAAGUGUCUGGACUGUGUACCUGUUACACAAUAGCCUCCACCCAUCAACAGUGAUAAUAACUGGCUGACUGACAACGAUUGGUUUUUGUGCAUUUUGCUCGUCGUAGGUUUUUGUCUGAUUGACAUUGUCCAACAAUGGGUGCCCACGUUUCGAGAACAGAUUUUGAAUGGUCAACAUCUGACGAACCCCAUGCAUCUAGGAGAAAAGAAAUACUUGAAAAAUAUCCACAAAUCAAAAAAUUGUUUGGAUCUGAUCCCAAUUUCAAAUGGAUUGUCAGUGCCAUGAUCUCGAUGCAACUGGUAAUGAUUUUUGUGGUGCCAAGAUUUCCGUGGCCUUUGGUGAUUGGCUUGGCAUAUUGUUUUGGAGGUGUAAUUAACCAUUCACUUAUGCUGGCCAUUCAUGAAAUAUCUCACAAUUUGGCAUUCGGGCAUGCCAGGCCGAUGGCUAACCGCAUACUGGGCAUGAUUGCUAAUCUGCCUAUCGGUAUUCCAUUCUCCGUUUCAUUUAAGAAAUAUCAUCUCGAACAUCAUAGGUAUCAAGGCGAUGAAGUACUGGACACCGAUAUUCCAACCACCCUCGAAGCAAAGCUUUUUUGCUCUACGUUUGGCAAAGUGGUUUGGAUGUUCCUACAACCCCUUUUUUACGCCCUACGCCCUCUAUUUGUUCGACCCCUACCACCUAGCACGACAGAGAUAAUCAAUGUCGUCAUACAGCUUUCUUUUGAUUUUACCGUAUAUUACUUCUUAGGUGCAAAGGCAUUGGUCUAUCUGCUGGCUGGUUCACUCUUGGCCAUGGGAAUUCACCCAGUUGCAGGUCACUUUAUAUCGGAACACUACAUGUUCGCUAAAGGUUUCGAAACUUAUUCGUAUUAUGGACCUUUGAACUGGAUCACAUUCAACGUGGGCUACCAUAACGAACACCACGACUUCCCUGCUGUGCCGGGCUCUCGUUUACCUCAGGUGAAGGCUAUUGCUCCAGAGUAUUAUGAAAACCUACCGCACCAUAAUUCAUGGGUUAAGGUACUUUACGACUUCAUCACUGAUCCAGCCAUCGGACCUUAUGCUCGAGUCAAGCGUCAUCAUCAAAAUAAAGUUCUUAAAGACGAGUAAAGAGUCUGCGUCCCUUUAGCUUGGUUCUCAAUGACGUAGCCCGUCCUUUUUCCCAUCAUUGCUACGUAGUCGUGCAUCGCAAUCAUUAUUUGAUUGCGAAUAAAGUGCUUCGAGUGCUUGUAUAGCGCAGACCAAUGUCUUGUUGAGCCACUCCUCUGAAACGAUCUGUCUUAAAUGGAUGCCUCCCAGGCCAAUUUCUUUUCGUUUCCUUAAUUCCUGUUCAAAAUGUCUAUAUAGUCUUCUUGUGGAAUGCUCUUCCUUGGGCCUUUUCCCUACACCGUGUCUCUAGUGCGUCCUACCUGGAAUUUGUAAUGCCUUCAUCUGUGACUUUUUGGAUCUUGAAGCAAAACUUUCUUGUUGUCAUUUCCUUUGAUGUGCUUUGAGCAACGGCGGCCGACAGCCCGGCUGGUUUCGUAAAAAUUUGGUUACAUAGGAUCUAUUGUACGAUUGUAUUCAGCUGGUUGCUUGUUACAAUCGUAACCAAGACUUAGCAUAAAAUAACCAUUUAUCAUACGGGAAUCUCGUCUAGCUUGCGCCACUGCCACCGCCUUCCUUUCCGACUGUUAUUUGCUGUUGUGUAUAAACAAAUAGCGUAGAACAUGUGUAAUAGUUCAGAAUAUCAAUUGUGAGCUUGCCUUGCUCUCCUUUAAAAGUGUCAACCCGCGAAGCACGGAUACUUAUCAUCGUUUGCGAUGUGAACUAUCUUUAUAAUCCCAAAUCGCCCGUGCUCUAACUUUUUUAGCAGCCCUGAGUGCUGCGUAGGUGUGUGUUUCUCCGUGUUACAUAACCCUUUCUUCCCGUCUUUGCCUUAACAGGCUAACAGCACAUGUCUAUGUUCUUUGUUCAUCUGCCUAUUCGCCUGUUUGUAAAGUUUGUCUUAGUUUGUUUUGUUUUUUUUUUCUGUUCUUUUGGCACCCGAGACCAAAUACACGUUUGUCUAUGACUA
Molecule: messenger RNA, 2115 nt
Organism: Daphnia carinata
Lineage: Eukaryota; Metazoa; Arthropoda; Branchiopoda; Diplostraca; Daphniidae
Gene: ifc
Product: sphingolipid delta(4)-desaturase DES1-like
Exons: 7
Coding region: 195-1169 (324 amino acids)
Biological process (GO): ceramide biosynthetic process
Cellular component (GO): membrane
Molecular function (GO): sphingolipid delta-4 desaturase activity
Source: RefSeq, a predicted model, not a curated record